This is a messenger RNA of Limulus polyphemus (Atlantic horseshoe crab), 1824 nucleotides long. Its product is annotated as tyrosine-protein phosphatase non-receptor type 1-like. Gene Ontology annotation, molecular function: protein tyrosine phosphatase activity. Bases 169 to 1623 code for a protein of 484 amino acids. Gene Ontology annotation, biological process: protein dephosphorylation. The transcript has 10 exons. The record is from RefSeq and is a predicted model, not a curated record. Lineage: Eukaryota; Metazoa; Arthropoda; Merostomata; Xiphosura; Limulidae.
UCAACAGAGGGCAGUGUAGUUUACUUCCGGCGGGAUUAGCUGGUGAAGAAGAGUAUAGACGUGCCAUUGUUAAUUAUGAUUUGAUAUUUUAAAAGAAGUAUUGACUAUUCAGGUACAAAAUAGAUGGCCAAGCAGUAUAUGUACCAUAGAACAAAAUAGUAUUUCACAAUGGAGAAGGAAUUUCAUGAAAUCGAUAGCAAGAACGCUUGGGCACAAGCUUUCCAGCAAAUACGAAGUGAAUCUGGGAAUUACAACUUCACAUACAAAGAUGCAAGAAAAGCAGAAAACAAAAACUUGAAUCGUUACAGAGAUGUAAAUCCAUAUGACCAUAGCCGUGUUAGACUGAGUAAAGGAGACAAAGACUAUAUUAAUGCAAGUUUUGUAGAAAUACCAGCUGCCAGACGUGCCUAUAUUUUAACACAGGGUCCACUGCCAAUAACAACAGGGCACUUCUGGCUAAUGAUAUGGGAACAGAAGUCAAAAGCUGUUCUUAUGCUGAAUCGAGUUAUUGAAAAAAACACAGUGAAGUGUCACCAGUACUGGCCCUUAGGAAGCCAUCAUGAUGGUGAAGAUGAAAUGGUGCUCAAAGAUGUUAAUCUUAAGGUCACCAUUUGUGGAGAGAAGGAAGCUGAAAACUACACUGUCCGAGAGCUGCUUGUAUCAAACUUAGAUAGUAAUGAAUCUAGAAUGGUACUUCAUUUUCACUACACAACUUGGCCUGACUUUGGAGUACCAGAAUCCCCCUCAGCAUUCCUCAACUUCCUCAUGGCCGUCCGAGAUUCUGGAGCUCUUAACCAAAAUGUAGGGCCAGCAGUUGUUCAUUGCAGUGCAGGAAUUGGUCGUUCUGGCACCUUUUGUUUGGUUGACUCUUGUCUUAUUUUGAUUGAAGAAAGUGGAUGUACAGACACAGUAAAUGUACAGAAAGUGUUGUUAGAAAUGAGGAAGUAUCGUAUGGGACUCAUACAAACACCUGAUCAGCUGCGUUUCUCAUACCUUGCCAUAAUUGAAGGAGCUAAGCAGAUCUUAGCUGACCAAAAAAUUUCAGAAUAUGUGCCUUCGAAGAGUGUUUAUGAAUUACCGGAUGGAGUGUUUGAGGAAAAACAGAUCAAUAACAAUGAGAGUGAAAAGCCAAAAAAAAAUAUUAUAGAAGCUGAAAACCGUGAAGAGGUAGCUAGCCCAGAGACAUCAGUUAGUGAAUUGAACCGAAGGAUAGCCGAAAAAAACGAUGCCAAAACAGAACCUCCACCACUGCCACCCCGAAACAAGCCAUUUUCUGACAUACCCAUUGAGAAAAAUUUCUCGGAAGCCACAGAAAUGUCACCUAAAUCCGUAACAUCUGAGAAUGUAGUUUCCUUCAAGGCUAGUGAAGAUUUAAGGGAAGUUGAUUUUCCCAGGGAAGAGGAUAUAGUUGUCACAAAUAAUACUUCAUCACUCAGAGAGAACAGCAUAACUGAUGCAGAAAUACGAAAAAGAAGACGUAAAGAGCGUUUGGAAAAAACAGCCGAAACUGUCCAAAAAAUGCGCCGGAAACAGCAAGACUCUGAAUCAUGGGCACGACGCAGAUCAAGAGACUGGGAGGAAAACAGCCACACUGAUUCUCCUUCUAAGCAUCCAAGAACUUGAAGAGCCUUUUCAGGAAGAAUCACCAGAUAAUUUCCAUCCCUGUUUUUUUUUCUUUUUUUUAGAGUAACAUAGUGCACAUUUUAAUGACGUUUGUACAGUCUGAAUUUGAAUACUAAAAUCACUCCAUCUGUCAUGUACUGUCUGGCUUUUAACGUAGUGUAAUUACACCAAAGAAUUGACAAUAAAUUCCUCUCACUGACA